Rubroshorea leprosula is the source of this 3409-nucleotide messenger RNA. NCBI's taxonomy places the organism in Eukaryota, Viridiplantae, Streptophyta, Magnoliopsida, Malvales, Dipterocarpaceae. The record is from the annotation of a GenBank genome assembly.
UCAAUGGUGCCUUGAUAAAAAAACUGUAAAAAUCUGAAAUAUACAAAGGUUCACCUUAUUUCUGAGAGACAUUGAUUUUCUCCUAACGGGUACUGGUUUUCCAUCACCAGUUUUGUCAACAGGUUUUACCAUAAUAACUGAGUAAACAACCAAAAAAUUUCUAUAUCUACAAAAGAUAAAAGGGGUUUUCUAGAUAUCUUGUAGGCCGGAUAGUAUUUAUUGUUACCUUCAAUUUUAAAAAUAGGAAGCAAAUCUGGAAAGAGGACUUGACAAGAUUUAUGACUCCAAAUGUGAUUAAAGACAUCUAAAGCAUCUCCAAGAGUCUCAAAUCUUUGUACAAAAUAGGACAAGAGAUUACCAUUAAAAUAUAGUUUUACUUCACUGUUAUUAAUAAUAGUAGCUGUGAGCGAAGAUAUAUUGCAACAAAAGAAAAUGAUCCCAAUUAAUGAAAAUUUAAGAAAAAUUUAUAAUUACAAUAAUUGGAAACGUAACUGCCAAAAUAAAAGCUGAUGAUAAUCAGUCUGCAGAAAUGAAAGCUGAUAUUUGAGCAAGGAGGAAACCGAGAAAAUCACCAAAGAUAUAGAGAUCUGAGGGCAGGCAAGGAAAUUGCAAAUUGAACUUACAUGUGUGAAAGACCUGCAAAAUAUAUUCCAAUUUUUUUUCCCAAAGCACGUGGCAAUAUUGUUUCAAGAAGCUCAACAAUUAGGGUUGAGUUUUGAUUGAAAGAUGCAGGGUGUAAAAAGGUUCUGUCACCCCUGCAAUGUGGAAGGAGGCUUGCAAUUUUGGAUGAUGGCAAUGGGCACUCAACAGAAUAAUAUGAUUUGCUUUUACCAGGUGCAAUUUGAUGGCGAUAAUCCAUCCUGUUGGAACAAUGUGAUGUUGAAUUAUGUGUGUAUAUUUAGAACUCAGAAAACGAGACUUGAUUAGUGUUUGUUUUGAACUUAAAAGUGUAGUGGAGUUAUUAUUUUUCAGUGGAAUUGGUACUACAAGACUUUAAUAUACCAGCUCCUUUGAUAAGGUUGAUUAUGUUCUCAGUGUCCUCUUUACAACUUUCAAUCCUUUGGAAUGGAGAACAAUUACCACCUUUUAAUCCUCAACGAGGCCUACGGCAAGGAGACCCACUUUCUCCUUAUUUGUUCAUCAUGUGCAUGGAAAGGCUAUCUCACAAGAUACAAAGCAAGGUGCACUCCAAAGCAUGGAAGCCAUUUCGGAUAUCCAGAGGAGGAUUUGCUCUCUCACACCUGUUUUUUGCCGAUGAUCUCAUGCUUUUCAGUGAGGCUUCUAACCAACAAGUUGAAGUAAUCAUGGGUUGCCUUACCGAAUUCUCUCAUGAGUCAGGGCUUGAUAUCAACUUAACCAAGUCCAAGUUAUAUGUUUCUCCAAACAUACAAAGGCAGGUUGCUGGAAAUCUAAGUGCAGCUUGUGGUAUUCCCCUAACAAUAGACUUGGGUAGAUACUUGGGAGUCCCAAUUCUGCAUGGCCGGUCUUCAGCUUCUACCUACAAACUUAUCUUGGAAAAAAUUCAAGUGAAAUUGGCUGGCUGGAAACAGACUUUGUUAAGCAUGGCCGGAAGAAGAGUGUUAGUACAAGCUGUGACUUCGGCCAUUCCCUCCUAUACAAUGCAGUCCAUUUUGUUGCCAAAUAGCAUAUGUGCAGCCAUCGACAAUCUGAAUAGAAAAUUCUUAUGGGGCUCUGACGUUGCAAACAAACAACACCUUGUUAAUUGGAGAACAGUAUGUAGACCAAGGCAUCUUGGAGGCUUGGGCUUACGUUCUGCUAAGGAGAACAACCAGGUCUUGAUCUCCAAAUUAGGCUGGCAAUUGAUCUCUAACCAAAACAAGCCUUGGUGCAGGGCUCUCUCGACUAAAUAUCUGAAAGGUGAGUCCUUGAUACGCUGCCCCAUCUCAUCUACCGCCUCAGCCACUUGGAAGAGCAUCUUGAAAUGCAGGAAUAUUUUGCAAUUAGGCCUGCGGUGGAGAAUUGGUGAUGGACAGCGAAUUAAGUUUUGGCAGGACAUUUGGGUGGGUGACAAGCCUUUAUACGAAGUCGCUCUUUCCCCAGUGUUACCUGCUCUUAUGGAUACCCCAGUUUCACACGCCAUUAACUCAACUCGAGACUGGGAUGCGGAUUGGCUUAGAAAUCUCCUCCCUAACAAUGUAGUUGCUCAAAUCUUGGCAACUCCAAUUCCAGCAUUUCAACAACAAGAGGAUAUAGUGUUUUGGAAUGGCUCACCAGAUGGUACUUUCUCUGCUAAGUCGGCUUUCGAACUGUUGCAACAACAGCAAGUUGUUUUAACUCAGCAAGGGGAGAGUUGGAGGUGGAUAUGGAAAUUACAAUGCAUAGAGAAAAUUAAAUUGUUUGUUUGGCUGCUUUGUAAAAACAGAGUGCUCACAAACAGUGUCAGAUUCGCAAGACACUUUGCUGCAACUCCAAUUUGCCCGAGAUGCGAGCAGAGCCCAGAAACCCCACUUCACCUAUUGCGUGAUUGCUAUCACUCACGUUUAUUUUGGGAAGCUGCUCCUGUGUUACCUCCUGACUUUUUCAUGCUGGACUUUAAUGAAUGGUUGCGGAAGAAUGCACAAACUUCAAUGACUAGUGCUGCUUCACGUCAUAACUGGUCUACACUUUUCUUAUCUGCCAUUUGGGUGAUCUGGAAGAAUAGAAACGCUCUUAUUUUUGACAAUCAAAGAACUCCCCCCCAUAUCCUAUUGCAACAUGCUUCCUCCUUAGCUCGAGACACAAGCUUGGGGCUGGCCACAAAUAUUCUUGCUCACCCUCGCCUACCUAGGUGGGUAAGAUGGUCUCCUCCUAAUUUCCCUUUCCUCAAAUUGAAUACAGAUGGGGCUAUGAGUCAAGCAUCGGGAAAUGCUAGUGCAGGAGGUCUCAUUCGAGAUCAUGGAGGGCAGUGGCUACAUGGCUUUGCGAUUAAUAUUGGGCCACAAACUAGCUAUAUGGCGGAGCUUUGGGGUUGUCGCGCUGGCCUCCGGUUAGCUCUCGAGAUGGGUCUCACCCACCUAGUCCUUGAAAUGGAUUCCUUGUUGGCGGUGCAGGCAAUAUUGGCAAGGAAAACCGGGGAUGGCCCAGCUUCAAUACUUCUGUUGGACAUCUUCCACCUUGUCAAUUCCUUUGAGGUUUGCACGGUGCAACACACUUUGAGGGAAGGAAACGCAGCAGCUGACUACAUGGCCUCUAUUGGACAAACUCUCACCCAGGGCACUAGUUUUUUUCAAUCUCCACCGCCGGGUAUCAGGAGCAUCCUCCAUGAAGACAGCAUAGGCACUUUGUUCCUUAGGACUUAGCGUUGUCUUGCUUCUUCUGUACCAAAAAAAAAAAAAAAAAAGUAAUGCCUUUCUAGAAAACGUAAACCGUGUAGACAGCACCAACAGUAAAAUAUAAUGCGGUGUUCCAA